AUGACCCGAUGGGCUCGGCGAAACGGCCCUCCCGGGGCAAAGGCGCUGGCUGCGACACCCUGGGAGGAGAUGGUGAACGGCCCCCAGGGGCAGGAGGGCCCUUCAGGCCCCCUCUCCCUGAAGAAGGAGCAACAGAAGAGGAAAAAGAAGAACAACAAAAAAAAGGACUAUCUGAAUGAAGACGUUAACGGGUUUGCAGCGUACCUGAAGCAAAGCUUGCGGAAUGGCGAAGUGACCGAAGCAGACAGUAUCGAGCUGGAGAAGGAGGUAGCGUUAGCCUUGAAGAAGGACAAGCGGCGGGAGGAUAGGAGGCUGAAGAGAAAAGAAAGGAAGAAAAAUACUAUGGUAUGUUUCCACUGUAGAGAACCUGGCCAUGGUGUUGCUGAUUGUCCUGCAGUACUUGAAAGUGAAGAUAUGGGUACAGGAAUCUGUUACCGGUGUGGAUCCACAGAACAUGACAUCAGCAAAUGCAGAGCAAAAGUAGAUCCAGCUGUUGGGGCAUUUCCAUAUGCAAAGUGUUUCAUCUGUGGUGAGAUGGGGCAUCUCUCAAGGUCGUGUCCAGACAAUCCCAAGGGAUUGUAUGCUGAAGGUGGUGGCUGCAAACUCUGUGGCUCUGUGGAACACUUCAAAAAAGAUUGUCCAGAGAAACAGAACGCAGAUCAGGUUACGGUCGCGCGCUGGGCCUUUGGAAUGAGUGGAGAUUAUGAAGAAGUUACAGAAGCACCAAAACUGCAAAAGCCAAAAGGGAAAGUGGCCAAAGUUGUUACUUUUUGAACGCCACUUGGGUCUAAACCACAGUUACACUGCACUGCUUCACUCCAGAAUAGGCAGAGUGGAUUGCUGGUUCCAGGACACCCAGCAGACUCCUGCUGCUAAAAUACCUUUUUUCGUUCUACUUCAUUUUUCCAGUUCGCAUCCCAGGCUCACCUAGCUCACGGAAAAGCUGGGAACAGAAAUACAGCAAGUGUGUCUCUGCCGAAAGGAAACCGGUCAAAAAUCUUCAGUUUCUAUCUUUUGGUGAGCUGCAAGUAAACUUUGUCUUAUAUGUGCUUGCUUAGUGGCAAAUUUAUUUAUUUUCAAAUGGAAAAAAAGAUAAGAAACCAGCUCAUGAACAGAGUUCCUGCUGCAGCUCUUCAGAUGCUGUAGUAACUCAGCCUCUGCAGCCAGUGUUGGUGGGCUGUUACACCUGAGAUGAUCAAGGAAGCUUAAUGUUCCUAGAGCAGUGCACCUUGAGCCCAUC
Messenger RNA from Indicator indicator, 1240 nucleotides. It is a transcript of the gene ZCCHC9, whose product is annotated as zinc finger CCHC-type containing 9. NCBI's taxonomy places the organism in Eukaryota, Metazoa, Chordata, Aves, Piciformes, Indicatoridae. The record is from RefSeq and is a predicted model, not a curated record. The transcript is spliced from 5 exons. Gene Ontology annotation, molecular function: nucleic acid binding; zinc ion binding. The coding region runs from base 1 to 774 and encodes 257 amino acids.